CACGGUCGCGUAGGUGUUUCCGGUGUCUUAUAACAUUUUACUUCCUUCCACACAGACCGACACGAACAAAUCGAGAAAGAAGACGUCGCUAACUUUUAAAUGCUGUUGUCAACAGUCGCGUGUUGAGCUUAUUUUUCGUUUAAUUUCAAUCGUAAAAUAUGCGGCAUGUGGCGAGUAGUGUCUGAGAACUGAAUAAUUGUUUAAAAAAACGUAGACCGUAACGUGUAGGCCUCCGAAGAAAGUUUGGUCGAGGGCCUGUAAACAACAUGUCCUCCGCCUCGCAGUCUUCCUCUAGACGGCAAUGGUGCUACCUCUGCGAUCUGCCCAAGAUGCCUUGGGCCAUGCUGUGGGAGUUCAGCGAGGCUGUGUGCCGGGGAUGUGUCAACUACGACGGCGCAGAUAGAAUAGAGCUUCUCAUUGAAACUGCCAGGCAACUGAAGAGCACACAUGGAGUUUUAGACGGCAGGUCCCCCGGUCCACAGCAGGGUAAACCCAGCCCGGCUGGGCCCCUGGAAGCAGGGCGGCAGCAUGGAGAGCGUAUAGAAAGGGGGAGGGGUGAGUAUGGGGUAUCUUCUCGCCUCCCCAAUGGCCUGCACAGAGCUGAAGAUGUGGCCUUGUCAGAGGGCAGCAGACAUAGCCCAAACACUCGUCGAGCUAUAGUUGGGGCAGUUCCUAAUCUUCAUGGCACAAUAUCUCAUGCCUUGAUAGCUCAAGGGUUAGUAGCUGCCCCUCAUGGGCUUUUAACCCCCUUAUCAGGCUCCAGGGCUGGGGCCACACCAAUUGCAGUCUCAGCUGGCCCCAUUAUGGGAGAUGCUGGCAGAAGACAGGUUGUGUCUCUGGGUGUGGGAGCAAGCACCUCUGCUCUGGUGGGUAUAGAUCCUGCAGUAGUGUGGAGGAACAAUGAAGUGAUGGCAGAACUGAAUGAGGUGGCUCGUAGCAGGGUUGAAGGCUGGCCAAACCGCCCCAAAGCAGUCAGGGAUGUGCUUGUAGCUCUUAGCAGCUGCGUCCCCUUUAAUGUGCGCUUCAGGAAAGACCAUAAUCUGAUGGGUCGUGUUCUGGCCUUUGAUGCCAGCACAUCUCCAGAGUUUGAUCUGAAGGUGUUUGUGGAGUAUCCUGCCGGUUCUGGAAUGAUCUUCUCAGGAGUCCCUGACCUGGUCAGGCAGAUGUUCCGUGACUCAGCCAAAGAUGCAGGUAAAGCAGUGAACUCUGGGCUACGCUAUGUGGAAUACGAGAAGCGGCAAGGCACAGGAGACUGGCGUGGGCUGUCUGAGCUGUUGAAUGAUGGUGUGCGUAUGUUUAAAGAACCCCCAAUUCCAGAGGUUCUGCCACAGCCAGACGCAGGUUUGCCUAUGGCAGCCGCCGGACGCCCUCUACCAGCAAAGAGCACGACUCGCCGUCGCAAGGCUUCUCCGGGCUCUGAGAAUGGAGAGAGCGAAGCCAGGCCUGAUCACCCAGCGAGGGAUCCCUGGCCUCGAGGUACUUACUCAAGUAUGGAACCUCUUCCUGGCAUGGCUGCUCCUCAAGAGGGCCCACCCCGUUUACACAGCCAGCCCUCGCCCAUCUCAGCGCUCAUGGGAGUUGCAGACAGCCUGAGCUCCAGCCAGAUGACCAGAGAUAGUCCCAGCAUGUCCACAGCCCACUCGUCCUCAGCUGGGCGCCCCACCAGCAGCAGCCCCUCCACUGCCUCCACCUCAGUCUCCCAGGCAGCUUUGGGCCAGGGUUUAAGUGCAGUGGGGCAGAGCAGCAACACCAGUGCUGGGGAGUCUACAAGCAGUGCUCAGGGCACUCUGCUCUGCUGCACCCUCUGCCGAGAGCGCUUGGAGGACACUCAUUUUGUCCAGUGUCCCUCUGUCCCACACCACAAGUUCUGCUUCCCCUGUACUAGAGGAUUCAUCCGCAGCCAAGGUCAAGGUGGGGAGGUGUACUGCCCCAGUGGAGAGCGCUGUCCCCUGGCUGGAUCCUCUGUGCCUUGGGCCUUCAUGCAGGGAGAGAUCUCAACCAUCCUGGCCGGAGACGGAGAUGUGACAGUAAAGAAGGAGAGUGACCCUUGACGUCUCCACCCGGUUGUGGUGAAUGUGGAUCAAACACUUUGAAAGCACUUCCCUAUUAUCUCAAGCAGAGGUCCACUGUGGCUGCAGUUCAUCAUGUGUGCCUCUGACAUCAGAAGAACUCUGAACAGCCACACACACCGUUAACUAAAGACACAACAAGACUCACUUUUGAGAAGAGGGACAUGUCUGUCUGUCAGGGCUCGGCUCACCUGUGGAGGAGGGCUGCUACGUCACAACCGAAUGUUGAGUCCUGACCAAAUCUCUCUUCUUUGUCCAGUGCAGCCGAGGCCUUUCAUCAGGCCUCGUUUUCAAAGCCCAGGAUAGAAAGCACAUGCUUGUUUUAGGAAUGACAAUCUAUUGUCUUUCAUUUGUGUUUGUUAUAUAUAUAUAUAUAUAUAUAUAUGUUGCAUACUGUCCUAUACAGAUGGAUGACAGCGAUAUUGACAGAUGGUUUGACAUCUCUGAAAAACAAAUGAAUGUUCAAAUUGUGGCAUAAACCAUUGGGUCCUUAAAGCCAAGGAUUGAAAAAAUGUAAUCUCACAACAUGUCUCUUAGGUAUUCUCAUUAUUGUAUGUCGAAAAUGUGAAUCUACUUUCAAUAUGACUAUGUAAUUUCUAUUUUUGAUACAAUACAAAUUUAUAUGCAUUUGUUUAUAGUGAUAAGAAGACCAAAGAUGGCUUCAUGCUCAGUGUAAUUAUUGUAUUGUAGCUGUGUAUGCUGUAUUCACUGAUAACCUUGGCAUCGGUCACUAAUUUGUUCAUCUAUCAGAGGUAAGCUUGUUUUGUCUAUUUACUUUUUGAAUUAUGUAUGUUAAGAUAAUUAGCAGCACAAUCUUCAAUGGUUAACCCACAUACUCAAGAUCCUGACGGGUCGAUUCUACAAUAAAUUGCAAAAUAGUAAUUUGUCA
Cottoperca gobio is the source of this 2958-nucleotide messenger RNA. Its product is annotated as interferon regulatory factor 2-binding protein 1-like. Gene Ontology annotation, cellular component: nucleus. Bases 267 to 2051 code for a protein of 594 amino acids. The record is from RefSeq and is a predicted model, not a curated record. Gene Ontology annotation, molecular function: transcription corepressor activity. Gene Ontology annotation, biological process: regulation of transcription by RNA polymerase II. The transcript is spliced from 2 exons. NCBI's taxonomy places the organism in Eukaryota, Metazoa, Chordata, Actinopteri, Perciformes, Bovichtidae.